This is a messenger RNA of Peniophora sp. CBMAI 1063, 1200 nucleotides long. NCBI's taxonomy places the organism in Eukaryota, Fungi, Basidiomycota, Agaricomycetes, Russulales, Peniophoraceae. The record is from the annotation of a GenBank genome assembly.
AUGACUUCCAAAGACUUCAAACUGCGCGGAACAGACCUUCUGCACGCUGAUGAUAUCUUCCACACUGCCGAAGUAGCAGCAGGCAUCUCUGUCACAACGACAUUCCGCCACGACCCGGACCCAGAGAAGGACUUCACUGGACGCGAACCCACCGCGCAAGAAGUCAGGGAUACCAAGGACCACGUCUACUCACGUUUGAGCCAGCCGACGUAUGCACGCGCCGAACGCGUGUUGAGCGCCAUCAACGGUGGCUACGCUCUAACAUACUCGUCCGGCUUAUCAGCCACUCUGGCUGCCCUCAACUUCUAUCAGCCCAAGCGCAUAGCCAUUACCGGCGGCUACUACGGAGUGCAUCUCGUUAUCGAUACCUGGAAGCGCGGUCGGAACCUGGAGAUCGUCGACCUGGACACCGAUGAUUACACUGGCGUCGACUUAUGUUGGGUAGAGACUCCGUUGAACCCUACAGGUGAAGCGAGAAAUAUCCAGUACUAUGCGGACAAGAUCCACGCUGUUGGCGGGCACCUUGUUAUUGAUGCGACAUUUGCCCCGCCUCCGCUUCAGUAUCCUUUCAAAUGGGGCGCAGACAUGAUCAUGCACAGCGGCUCGAAGUACUUUGGGGGGCAUUCGGAUCUGCUCUGCGGCGUACUGUAUGUUAAGACCAUCGAUGAGUGGUAUGAGCUGACGAAUGAGCGUCUGCGCCUUGGGAGCGUGAUGGGUUCACUGGAGUCUUGGUUGCUCCUGCGUUCUCUGCGCACACUCCACCUACGCGUCCCGCGCCAGUCGCACAACGCGACAGUGCUAGCUCAGUGGCUUCAUCGUGUGUCCAAGACACCUUCCGGCCAAACGUUUGACGGCGUCCCUGGCGGACUCGUCGCACAAGUCUGGCACUCGUCGCUUCAAGGCAAGGAUGCAAAGACUUGGUCGCCAUCGCUUCAGCAGGAAGGUGGAGGAAGCCCGACAUUCGCCAUCCUGAUGGAGAAGCCGGAGCAUGCCACGGCUCUUCCAAUCACGCUGAAGUACUUCACCGAUGCUACUAGUUUGGGUGGUGUCGAAUCUCUCAUCGAGCAGCGCGCGCGGUCGUCUCCAGGAGAGGACCCCCGACUGAUUCGUAUCAGCCUCGGGGUCGAGGACGUUGAGGACCUCAAGGAAGAUUUCCGGCGGGCGUUGAAUGAACUGGUUCAGGCAAAGACGAAGCUUUGA